Molecule: messenger RNA, 1060 nt
Organism: Mya arenaria
Lineage: Eukaryota; Metazoa; Mollusca; Bivalvia; Myida; Myidae
Exons: 2
Source: RefSeq, a predicted model, not a curated record
UUAGCGGGUUAUCUGCCCCAAAUCCCACUAUAGGUGGCGCUGCUGUCGAGUAGGUCCUUUAUCCGGGUAUCCUCGGAUCUUAUCAAUUCAUCCACGCCAUUGUUGUUUACCCAAGCGUUUGACAGUUAUACAUUGAAAGUGAUUAAUCAUGCCUGAAACAACUUGUGUUGUACCAUUUUGUUCACGAAAAGGACGUCAUAAGUUUCCGAAGGACAAAGCCCGACGAGAUGCAUGGGUGCACGCAAUUAAAAGGGGAAAAUCGAAGUUCGAAAUGUGGUCACCUACGAAGUACUCGUAUAUCUGUGAGAAUCAUUUCACGGGAGAUGAUUACCACUCUGAGACGUAUUCUGGGGUCGAACGACAGAAAAAGGCUCUCCGAAAAACCGCCGUUCCAAGUGUGUUUUCUUGGACAUGCCAAGACACAUUGCAGAAGAAGAGGGCACGCAAGGACAGAUGUCUCUCUCGAGAUGCUAGAAAGAGGAAGCUAUUCCACGACAUUUCGAAUAUCAGUGAGGAGCCACAGCCAGAGUUUAUUGCUCAGAAGUUAGAAAUUGUUUCAGAUGAUUUGGAUGUUGGGGCAGUUGAGGAAGUAAUUCCAAUGGACACUGAAACUGUAUCUGAAGUUGAAACUGAUGUGCAAGGGAUACCUUCAUAUGUAGAUGCUGUGGUUCAGACACCAAAACAACCAGCAUUUUCUAUUUAUAACUUUGAACAUGAUUCAGCAGCAGUUCAUUUUUAUACUGGACUUGAAAAUUAUUUGAAAUUUAUGUUUGUUUUGAGUACACUUGGACCAGCAGCAUAUCAUCUGAACUAUAUAUAUCACUCUGUUAUUAGUGUGACUGUGCCUGACCAAUUUUUAAUUGUGUUAAUGAAACUUAGGCGACACACAACAAGCUUUGAACUGUCUAGAAUGUUCAGUGUUGCUGAAAGUGUAAUUUCAAACAUAUUCAUUACAUGGGUUCUCUUCAUGGAGAAACAGUGGAGGGAACUCAACAUCUGGCCGAGCCAAGAACUUGUUAAGCACUUUGCUCCAAGCAGUUUCAAAAGAAACUACCCAAAC